GGAAAAUCAUAAGGAUAGAAUUUAUUAUAGAGAUGCGACUUUCCCACCACCAAAUUAUAUUCCUCGUCAAAACUAUCAUGAAGAGGAAAUUGUUAAAGACUCAAAAUCAGAUGAAUCCGGUUCUUUUAGUUUUUUCCCUAAUUCUUCAUCUAGAUCAGAAAAUCAAGUCGGUGUAAUAGCAUUAAAAGCCAUAAAACUUACAUCAUCUAUGGGCGAUUCAAAAAUAUCUGAAAUAAGCAUGAAUAUUGGUCAACAGUCCCAACAGUCUAAUAACCUUACUGAUUCAUCGCAGCGGUUCAGCGAGCAUACAAAUUCAAAUUCAACAGAUGACCAAAUUGGUGUUGCUGUUCCAUAUACACCGUCGAGGAUUCUAUCUGACGACCCAAAGAUUUCAAACAUAUAA
Racocetra fulgida is the source of this 403-nucleotide messenger RNA. The record is from the annotation of a GenBank genome assembly. NCBI's taxonomy places the organism in Eukaryota, Fungi, Glomeromycota, Glomeromycetes, Diversisporales, Gigasporaceae.